ACCCUAAAGCUGAAACAGCUUUUGGUUAAACGCAUAUUUUCACGGUCGAAUUAUUACAUGGCAAACGGGAAGCUUUUCGGCUGUCAGAAUAUUAUAUUGAAAGUGUUUGUUAUAUUUUUAGAAGUGAACAAAAUCCGUCGAGCUAAUCGGAGAUCCAGAAUAAUUAUAAGCACUAAGCACUGUGAAAACGAAGGUCAUUUUGCAACAAGCUGGAUUGGCAAUAGGACCGGCGCAAUGCUAAAUUAACGAAGCAUCAAGAGCAGAAACUAUAUUUAAAACGCCCGAAGUGUUUUCUUCCCUCAACGCAAUUAAGCGGAAAAGCGGAAUAUGUGAAUAAUAUUGAUAUAAAGUGCCACUAUAGAGACUGCAGAGUUCAGUUAGGCCGAGCCUGGUAUUGUGCUUUUUCAAAUUAUGCGAAAAACUUGCUUGCUAAGGGACAUUUUUCAAGUGGCAAAUAGCACGGAUUAACCAGAAGUCGGCACGGAAAAGGAGGACAGCACUUUCCAUUUUUACUGCAGAUGCGUCCAUUAUCAGCGGCUUGAGGAGUCGACAUCUCACGCACGCAAUGAUGCUGAUGCAGACAUCGAGGUCCUGGCAACAGGAAUCGGAAGUGGAACAACGAAAACAACAUAAACAACGAUGGCCAGCUGAUGGGGCAAACACAUCGGCGGCUUACGACUAUAACAGCGAUAAUGACGAUGCCAGCCACGGGGUGGUGCAUAAUGAAAACAACGGCAGCCAAAUCUGCCCUACGAAUCUUAGCACUUCCGCCUUCCGACAGCGGCAACCGCACCGCCCACCCACCGGACAGCAGAAUCCCCGGAGACCCCCCCUCUCCGGCUGGACAGUGCUGCUCACCCUGCUCUCGAUUUCUGCCCUGACAUCGUCCGCCAAUAUCUCCACCACCACCGCUGCCACGGACAGUAUGCCCAUCAACGGCACCGAUUACAUACUGCUCCCUGGCGACUCCACCACCAGUCCCCCCGUUCUUGCCGGGACCACCAGUCUCUCCGGGGUCGGAAGUGAUGCGGAUGUCGAGGACGAGGAGGACGCGGAGAAGGCCAGCGAAUAUAUCUUCGAUCGCACCGACGUGCGCAUAAUAUUCAUCACCCUGUACACUUUGGUCUUCUGCUGCUGUUUCUUUGGAAACCUUCUGGUAAUUUUGGUGGUCACAUUAUCGCGUCGAUUGCGCUCAAUCACCAACUUCUUCCUGGCCAACUUGGCGUUCGCAGACUUUUGCGUGGGACUCUUCUGCGUGAUGCAGAACCUGUCCAUCUAUCUCAUAGAGAGUUGGGUCUUUGGCGAGUUCCUGUGCCGGAUGUACCAGUUUGUCCAUUCGCUGAGCUACACGGCCUCGAUUUUCAUCCUGGUUGUCAUCUGCAUGGAGCGCUACUUCGCCAUAGUGCAUCCCAUCACCUGCAAACAGAUCUUAACUGCCGCCCGGCUGAGGAUGGUCAUUGUCACAGUUUGGAUUACAUCGGCAGUAUACUCGACGCCCAAGUUUGUUUUCAGCAAGACCAUUAAGAACAUUCACACCCAGGAUGGUCAGGAGGAGGAAAUCUGCGUCCUGGACCGCGAGAUGUUCAACUCCAAGUUGCUGGACAUGAUUAACUUUGUGCUGCUCUACGUUAUGCCACUGCUGGUCAUGACGGUGCUGUACAGCAAAAUCGCCAUAGCCUUGUGGCGCAGUUCGCGCGGCCUCACGCCGCAUGUGGCGCAGCAUCAGCAUCAACAGCAUCAACAGCCACAGCAGGCAUCCUGUCAGGACAGCGGCAUGGGUAUGCACAACAGCAUGUACCACCACCAGCACCACCACCACCACCAUCAGCACCACCAGCUUCCGUCAGCGGCGUCAGCAGCGUCCUCGGCGGGAUCUGGCCCUCUGGCUGGCUCGUCAUUCGCUUCCGCCGGCGGCACCAGCACUACGUCCUUGUCCCGCAAGCAGAGCAGUAAAUAUGAGAAGCGCGGCGUCAGCAUCACGGAGAGUCAGCUUGAUAAUUGCAAGGUGUCCCUGGAGGCCGAUCGCCCUAUUGUCAGUGCCUGCCGUAAGACGAGCUUCUACCACCACUCCCACGCCCACCACCUGCGGACAGGCACCUCCGCAGGAGGCGUAGGCGGAGGCGGGGUCGGGACCGGGGCCGGAGCCUCCCACAUGUCCCACUCGUCCAGCAAUGUCCUCCGCGCCCGGCGAGGCGUCGUCCGUAUGCUGAUAAUAUUCGUGCUGACAUUCGCCCUCUGUAAUCUGCCGUAUCAUGCCCGCAAAAUGUGGCAGUACUGGUCACGUUCGUAUCGCGGUGAUUCCAAUUUUAAUGCGCUGCUAACGCCGCUCACCUUUCUGGUCACGUACUUCAAUUCGGGCGUAAAUCCCCUUCUCUACGCCUUCCUUAGUCGCAAUUUCCGGAAGGGCAUGAAGGAGCUCCUGCUCUGCUCCUGGAAGAAGGGCAAGGGCAAGUCGUCCUCCAACUCCUCGAUGCACCACAAGCGCAAGGCGCUGCAGACCCACUCGCUGCCCACGGACACAACGCACAUCGGCAACGAGCAGCUAUGAUGGCCCCGCGGCUGGAGGCGACCUCUUAAGCUUUUCGGGCGACGCACUUAGGACCCAGUCCUCCGAGGGAUGGACCCACUUCUGCUCCGCUAGCUAUUAUUUCAUUGGGAUUUCGAAGGCCAACUGUUCGGAUCGAAUCGGCAACCAAGGCGAAGCUAUCUCCUAGCCGGUGUCAAGUUGUAUUGAUAGAGUAAGACCACUUCUAGUCAAAAACCAAGUAAAAUCAAUUUGCCUGCCUCUCCAGGGGCACGGCUGUCUAGUUCUUAGCGUAAGGGUAUGAUUUAAGAUUGACUCUGUAUGAUCGAAUAAAGAAAGCAGCAAGGAUCGUUACUGCGUGAUCAU
This is a messenger RNA of Drosophila eugracilis, 2890 nucleotides long. Its product is annotated as trissin receptor. The record is from RefSeq and is a predicted model, not a curated record. Gene Ontology annotation, biological process: G protein-coupled receptor signaling pathway. Gene Ontology annotation, molecular function: G protein-coupled receptor activity. Gene Ontology annotation, cellular component: plasma membrane. Lineage: Eukaryota; Metazoa; Arthropoda; Insecta; Diptera; Drosophilidae.